Messenger RNA from Mastomys coucha (southern multimammate mouse), 4334 nucleotides. It is a transcript of the gene Nkap, whose product is annotated as NFKB activating protein. NCBI's taxonomy places the organism in Eukaryota, Metazoa, Chordata, Mammalia, Rodentia, Muridae. Gene Ontology annotation, cellular component: nucleus. The transcript is spliced from 9 exons. Bases 229 to 1476 code for a protein of 415 amino acids. The record is from RefSeq and is a predicted model, not a curated record. Gene Ontology annotation, molecular function: chromatin binding. Gene Ontology annotation, biological process: negative regulation of DNA-templated transcription.
AGAGAUACACACACCCCUUCCUGUUGGCGGCAAGGUCUCUCGGUCCCGGGGAGGGGGUUUACCGAUGUACCCGGAACUGUUUCCAAGUUGGUUUUUUUGUUUGUUUGUUUGCUUUUUUUCCUGGUUUGAUUGGCUGCAAGCUCUAGGACCCUAGGUAUCCGGAGACUCUUUAGGGGUCGCGAGAGAGCCUCCUUGUCCCGCCCCUUGGUGGGUUCAGCUCCCACCACCAUGGCUCCUGUAUCGGGCUCGCGGAGCCCUGAACGGGAGGCCUCCGGGGGAAAGCGUCGCAGUUCGUCGAGGAGCCCCAAAUCCAUCAAAUCUUCCCGCUCCCCGCGGUAUCGCCGGUCUCGCUCGCGCUCUUGUUCUCGGUUCGGUGACCGGAAUGGCCUCAGCCAUUCGCUCAGUGGCUUCAGCCAAAGCUCUCGAAACCAAUCUUAUCGCUCCCGCUCUCGAUCGCGUUCUCGAGAACGGCCUUCUACACAGCGGAGUAUCCCUUUUGCUUCUUCAUCUUCGUCUGCCUAUUAUGGCGGCUACUCGCGUCCCUAUGGGGGUGACAAGCCAUGGCCUAGCCUGCUGGACAAGGAAAGGGAGGAGAGUCUGCGGCAGAAGAGAUUAAGUGAAAGAGAGAGGAUUGGAGAAUUGGGAGCUCCUGAAGUUUGGGGACUUUCCCCAAAGAAUCCUGAACCAGACUCUGAUGAACAUACACCAGUAGAGGAUGAAGAACCAAAGAAAAGCACUACUUCAGCAUCUAGUUCAGAAGAUGAUAAGAAGAAGAAAAGGAAAUCUAGUCAUUCAAAAGAAAGAGCCAAGAAAAAGAGAAAGAAAAAGUCAUCCAAAAGGAAACAUAAAAAGUAUUCUGAAGAUAGUGACAGUGACUCUGAAUCUGACACAGACUCCAGUGAUGAAGAUUCAAAAAGAAGAGCAAAGAAAGCUAAGAAAAAGGAAAAGAAGAAGAAACGAAGAGGGAAGAAAUACAAGAAAAAGAAGUCUAAGAAAAACAGGAAAGAGUCCAGUGAUUCAAGCUCUAAAGAAUCCCAAGAAGAAUUUCUAGAGAAUCCUUGGAAGGAUCGAUCAAAGGCAGAAGAACCAUCAGAUCUGAUUGGCCCAGAGGCUCCCAAAACACUUGCUUCCCAAGAUGAUAAGCCCUUGAACUAUGGCCACGCUCUGUUACCUGGUGAAGGUGCAGCUAUGGCUGAAUAUGUAAAAGCUGGCAAGCGUAUCCCGAGAAGAGGUGAAAUUGGCUUGACAAGUGAAGAGAUUGCAUCAUUUGAAUGUUCCGGUUAUGUAAUGAGCGGUAGCAGGCACCGCCGAAUGGAGGCUGUUCGACUUCGGAAAGAGAACCAGAUCUACAGUGCUGAUGAGAAGAGAGCCCUUGCAUCCUUUAACCAAGAAGAGAGACGAAAGAGGGAGAACAAGAUUUUGGCCAGCUUUCGUGAGAUGGUAUACAGAAAGACCAAAGGGAAGGAUGACAAGUGAGGACUUCCUGACUUUACAAGUGGAUAUUUUUAACAUCAAAAAGGAAAUUGUGGGUUCUAGACAUAACCAAAAAAAGCUUAUUGUUUUGUUAUUAUUUUGAGUUAUUUUUUUGAUGUGUGGUUUCAACUAGCCCAGGUAGGCCUCAGGCUUUGUAGCCAAGGAUGACUCUGAACUCUUGGUCUCCUGCCUCCACCUUCCAAGUGCUGAGAUUCCAGACGUGUGCCACCAAGCCUAGCCAAAAAGGCUAUUGUGCUAGGAAAUGGCUUUUCAGGGCUUCUGUGCCUUCUUCUUAAUUCUUCAGUCCUUCAGUAAAAGAUGUUGUUGAUAUAAUUAGUAAGUUAUUUGAGGCUUUUAAAGAUUGACCCCAACCUUCUGGUUUAAAAAUCCAAAUUCUGAAUGAAGCCCUGCUAUGUUAGGAAGGUGGCAUAGAGAGAAAGUGGCAGAUGAAUGAGAAAUUUAAAUCUCAUGUCAUGAUCUUCUGUGUCCCAUACAGUAUCUGCCACUAUCCCAGCAGAACUUGGGAAUUUCAUAUCUUGUCUUGAAUGUAUUAUAAAUGGGCUUGUCAGAAACUAUUCAGGAGGCUAUUUCUGUUAACAAAAUGAAGGUAUUGGUGUACACAGCAACUCUGGAAUUUGAAAACUGACUUGUUUCUAUAGUCGGCCCUAGAAAUGUAUAUUGGGCUAACUCUACCUCCGCUCUACAACCAAGCAAACCAAAUGGCUAACUCACAGAUGUGUGGGAUAGAAAAUGUGAGCAUUAGGUGUUUCAGGUUCUAUUAGAUUACUUAACAUUGUUCUUUCAGUGGCUAGGGUAUAGCUCAGAGUUAGGACGUGUGCUUAUGAGGCCCUGAGCUAUAUCCCCAGCAGUGCAAAAAAAUUUCAGAUGCAGUUUUGGGAGUCUCUUGUGCCAAUAUAAGAAUACUAUUUCUAUCUAAGCUGGAAUCUAAUAUAAGAUAAUAUCUUAAAAAUGAGUAUGAAGAGUGCUAAUAAGGGAGAAUAUAAGUCAGUAUUUUAAUUAAGCUGUUUCAUGAUGAUGAAAGUAAGAUAUUAAACAUUUUCAAUUAUUCCCUUUAUGUUACUAGAUUUCUUGUUUGAGAUAGAGUCUCACUAUGUAGCCCUGGAUGGCCUAGAACUCAUAGAGUUCCCCCUGCCUCAGCCUGCCAGGUGCUAGGGUUAGAGGUAUGUCCCACUGCACCUCACUAUAGGAUUUUAUUUUAAACAUUGUUAAGCUUUUUAUAUCUAUCAUGACUUUAAUCCUUAACUUUGUAGAAACCCUCCUCACUUCAUCACUGUUUGAAAAGUUUAAUAUAUGUUCUGGGAAAAAUGUGUUUCUAACCCACAACUGCUGAACUAAGCAGCAGUUAGCAUGUAGUAAAAUCUGUGAUCUUUGAACUUGAAAUUAUUUCACUGUAUUUAUACUUCUCAGUUUGAUAAGUUUAUAGUUUCCUAAAGUCUAAUGGAAACUAGGUUCCAAAGUUGGAAGUCUUAUUAAUCCAUACACUUCCUCAUGUAAUACAAUGUAAAGUUUAUAAUCUCUACCUUAAAAGUUAUUCCAUAGGGGCAUUAUUUUUUUGUUAACUGGCUCCUAACAACUGGAUGAAUUUGUUUUUUUUUUUUUAAAUAGGAAAUGUAGCUUCAGUGCAACAAUUUUGUAGUGUAUAAGUAUUACAGAUUUUCUUUUGAUUCUUCUCCACAGAGUAUAUACAGUCAAUGAAAAAAUAGGAAUUUAUUUUAAAACCUAUCAUUCUUAGAAAUGUAUUUAGUAGCAGGUCCUUUAAAAAGUGGAGGGCUAAAAGUAUUUUAUUUUCACCUUGUUUGAAUUAUGCCUUCAAACUGCGUUCUGUCACCUGAGCUCUAAGUCAGCCAUUGUUCGCAAAAACCAAUCUUUCCUGGUCUACAGAGGAAGAGACGCACACUUGUGUACACACACACACCUGUGUACACACACACACUUGUGUACACACACACACUUGUGUACACACACACGCACGCCCUUAGAAUCAAACAAAACAGGAAGCCAGGCAUUCCCUCUUUGUUACACUCCCAAUGAACAAGAUAGCGGUUACGCUUCUAUCUGUAUUCUUUAUAGUUCUUUAGGCCCUAGGAAAAUCUCUGUAGAACUAUUGUAAUUUAAAUACUUUGUUUUCUAAGGAGACUUACCUAGUUUCUCACCUCUUCACCGGUUCAUAGGAUUUUUCUCUUUUUUUAUUUGUUGUACAAAGAUAAUAGUAAAUAUAGAGAAAUUGCUCAGUCCUACCACAUGAAUUGUUACAAGUGUUCUGUGUUCCUUGUAUGUCUUUGACAUUUGAAGUGUAGUGUAAUGUUGUUGGUAUUUUAAAAUUGUGUGAGCAGGCAUAGGAGUCCCAUUGGGAAGUUAGGAAUACAUGAUGAUCCAGUGUGAAGACAGAAACAAGACCAGAAAUAAGUAAGGGUGGUAAGCCACCCCUGCGUCAUUGCAAUCAUGAGCAUGAUGAGAUGUUCUACAUACCAAAAUACUGUUUGAGAGAUUAGCAGUGAGGCUCGCCCGCCAGCAGAAGACAUCUGUAAGUAGUGGAGCCUUUCAGACUGUUACUGUGAGGUACCGAACUGUUGCCAUCUGCUUAUCCAGAUACCCAUAAAAGUGUCUAUCAAGCUUGGAGGAAGGCAGAGAGAAGGACCAAACAGCUAAGGGCCACUUUUAGUAAUGUUCAAAAUACGACUCUGUGCUUGCCCGGAUCCAAAGUCAUGAUAUAGUGUUGAGAAAAAUCUUUUCAAAAACAGAAAACAACUUAUUGCAAAAUGGAUAAUGAAUAAAAACAAAAACACAGCUGGGUUGUGUGCCAUGAGUUUAUUAUUCAAUAAAUAUGUGGUUUGAUAUGA